Molecule: messenger RNA, 1675 nt
Organism: Saccostrea echinata
Lineage: Eukaryota; Metazoa; Mollusca; Bivalvia; Ostreida; Ostreidae
Product: palmitoyltransferase ZDHHC21-like
Exons: 2
Coding region: 334-1431 (365 amino acids)
Biological process (GO): protein targeting to membrane; peptidyl-L-cysteine S-palmitoylation
Cellular component (GO): endoplasmic reticulum; Golgi apparatus
Molecular function (GO): protein-cysteine S-palmitoyltransferase activity
Source: RefSeq, a predicted model, not a curated record
ACAAGUUCAAGCACGUGUAAAAAUACCAGGUGUCAUCUGUUAAUUUCAGGUUUCAUGUUUGGAUAUGAUGGAAGUUUGACACGAACACAGGGUCGACAAAAAACUUUAUGUUGAGUAAUUGUGAUACUGCAGCGGAAAGGGGAUCUUUUCGGUCCCCCAAGUCCAUUGUAGAUCUCGGGUUAUCAUGUACAGCACUAUGUUCAGAUUAAGUUUGAUCAUCUUUACAAGUUAAAGCUACCUCAAUCCGGAAUAUUUGGCAGCGGUAUGUGACCAAUUAUGAUAUGAACAUUUAAUUAUUCUGCUAAAACAUAAACGUCAACUAAGCAGUUUGACAUGACUUAUGUUAUAAAUAUUCAAGACGAAAACGAAAUGGCUGCGCAAUAUCAUAUAAGUAAUAACUCGACAAAAUCGUCCUGCUCUCAGAACGGCUCCACCCGAGGACACCACUCAAAGGCCUCGGACUCCAGCCUCGGGAUUUGGGACAUUAUUAAUCCAUACUUUCUUCAUCAAUGGAUGCCUUAUUUUUUAUUCUUGGAAGUAACGUUCAUGUAUUUUGUGGGGUGUUUCAUAGCUUUACCACGUCUAUAUCCAGAAACAGCCUACAUUCAUCAGGUGAUAGGAACUUUUUUGGUGUAUCAGAUAGUCGUGAACUGGUGGUUUAUCCAUGUGACAGACUCCAGCUUUAAUACGUCAGUGUAUCCUAAGGAGAAACUGGUACUUGGACCUUAUCCAUUUAAGGUACCGGAGAUGGUGCAACAAAAUAAACUAGUUCCAAUUAUAGAAGCUCACAUUAAAGCAGCGAGAUAUCCCUAUUGGCAGUGGGCGCCGUGUCUUGCCUGUGAACGGUGGCGCCCUCCUCGGUGUCAUCACUGCAAACUCUGUGGAAAUUGUAUCCUGAAGCGAGAUCACCACUGCUUCUUUGCACGAAACUGUGUGGGGCUUAAAAACUUGCGAUAUUUCAUUGUGUUCCUAUUUUAUGCGUGCAUUGUUACUGUCUUUACCAUUUACCAUGGCGUAACUUACCUCUGGACGUUUUAUUGGCCCGAAAUGUCGUAUCUUGAUCUUGUGCCCCUUCUUUCUUUUCUGAGGGCCAUCUUAGGAUCCAACACGACACUGUCACAGGUGGGAGUCAUGAUUAUUAUGGCAUACGGUAUGUUUGGGUUGACAUUUUUAAGUUUUAUGCAUUUUAUAGAUGCCAGCGUCUCGGUUGUGAGGGGCAAUACAGCAUUUGAAAUAGAAAAUAACAUUGAUGUAAAAGAUCCCCGGAAAUUUGCAGACAAACUCCGGUCUGUGUUUGGACCACACUGGCAGUUUGCUUUUGUUUUGCCCACCCCUUACUUCCUCAGUCCGUCCAUAGAAGACCCAUAUCACUGGAGUUCUCUUAUCCCACCCAAAAAGAGGAACCCUGUUAUUCAGUUAGUUGAUCCAUGACGUGAUGCGCAUCUUUACCGGUUAUAUCCACUUGAUUUGCUCAGAAGUUACAAAAUUGAUGUUUUUGUGACGAAAAUCGCCAAAUAUAGUUGUUAGAACACACCGUUAGAAGUUUGUGAAAUCAUGUAUUGCGCUUUGCAGUCACGCAUACGUGUAUUUCUAUUUCAAAAAAGUUGUUUUAAUAUUUUUUUGGUUGUGUAAGGUUUAUUUGUUACAGUUUCACAAUAAAACUAAAGAAAUACAA